Molecule: messenger RNA, 1814 nt
Organism: Salvelinus sp. IW2-2015
Lineage: Eukaryota; Metazoa; Chordata; Actinopteri; Salmoniformes; Salmonidae
Product: pre-B-cell leukemia transcription factor 1
Biological process (GO): eye development; regulation of transcription by RNA polymerase II; embryonic organ development
Cellular component (GO): nucleus
Molecular function (GO): RNA polymerase II cis-regulatory region sequence-specific DNA binding; DNA-binding transcription factor activity
Source: RefSeq, a predicted model, not a curated record
UGACUGUGAUUACUCGUCGGCGCCACUGUGUGCCGCUCAGGAUGUUGCAGCAGCAGCCUCUCACUGGCAACGGGCCCUCUAACGGCCGGGGCCUUGGCCUGAGCUCUCACCCCGGUAUGCACCCUCUAAACUCGGUUCAUCCAUCUUCCCACCACCGCUCCGACGGGGACACGGGCCACGAAGGCGCAGAAAAUGGACAUGAAAGCCGCAGAGACAUUGGCGACAUAUUGCAACAAAUCAUGACCAUCACCGACCAAAGUUUGGACGAAGCACAAGCAAAAAAACACGCAUUGAAUUGCCAUCGAAUGAAACCAGCUUUGUUCAGCGUCUUAUGUGAGAUCAAAGAGAAAACAGGCCUAUCAAUGCGAAAUGCUCAGGAGGAAGAAUCACAGGACCCACAGCUGGUGCGAUUGGACAACAUGCUGCUGGCGGAGGGUGUGGCUGGGCCGGAGAAAGGUGGCGGGGCGGCAGCGGCGGUGUCCGCAGCCACCAGCUCGGGAGGCAUGUCUCCAGACAGCUCACUGGAACACUCAGACUACAAAAGCAAGUUGAGCCAGAUUCGCAACAUCUAUCACACUGAGAUGGAGAAAUAUGACCAGGCCUGUAGUGAGUUCACUACCCACGUGAUGAACCUCCUGAGGGAGCAGUCACGUACGCGGCCGGUGUCACCGAGGGAGAUUGAGCGCAUGGUGGCCAUCAUCCACCGCAAGUUCAGCUCCAUCCAGACACAACUCAAGCAGAGCACCUGCGAGGCCGUCAUGAUCCUGAGGUCCCGCUUCCUCGACGCCAGGCGUAAGAGACGUAACUUCAGCAAGCAGGCGACGGAAGUCCUGAACGAGUAUUUCUACUCCCAUCUCGCCAACCCUUACCCCAGUGAAGAGGCCAAAGAAGAACUAGCCAAACAGUGUAGCAUCACUGUCUCUCAGGUGUGCAACUGGUUUGGCAACAAGAGAAUCCGCUACAAGAAGAACAUUGGGAAGUUCCAAGAGGAGGCCAACAUCUAUGCCAUGAAGACGGCCAUCGUGGCGACACAGAACGAGGACUCUCCACACACGCCCAACUCAACAGGAUCGGGAGGCUUCUCACUCACUGGACCAGACCUUUUCCUGGGUGUUCCACCAAUGAAUGGAGAGCAGCCUGUCUACAUGGGAGCACAAACUAAUGGGAAYUGGCAAGGGCAAAACACGCCCCCCUCUGCCACUUCCCCAGGAAACGACCACUCAGGGGACUCUGACUGAUGGCCCUGCCCACUUUGUGUCGAUGACAUAGAUGGAAAGAUUGACAACGGAAAAAGACUGAAAGAAUGAUAUCACUCUUACUUGGCUGCAGUUUUUGUAUGUAUUUUCUGUUUCUUACUGUCCAAUGAUACUGUUCAUUAUGUUUGUAUGAGCUGAAUGUGUGAUUUUGUGUGUGUGUGUGUUGUUUUGUAUUGGGAUCAUGGGUUUUGUUUUCCACUACUUUAUAUGUUACUGUGGUAUGUGGGCAGGGAGGCUUGGGAAAUUGCAUUACCAUUGUUUUAUUAGGCUAUAUUAUUAAUGCUGUUACAAAUAUAUUAGGAUUUUCGUUUGAAGCUCAGAUAUAGUUGCAUUUAGAGGAUGUGGGGGCAAUAGAGAAAAUCCAAAGAUUUUGUGUGUUUGUUUUCUAUUUUCUACUGGGCUUGUUUGUCUGUGUGUGUCAAUAUUAUGAAUGAAGUGUGUGUGCUGGUUAUGUUAACAGUUUGAAUGAGUAUAUCAACARUGCUGUCAUUCUGUACAGUGAGUGAAAAACACCUGUAUUCUCUCUACCUCUUUUACAAUAAAGACUCUGUAUUCACA